UUUGGGGGAUUUCGGCCCAAAAACGCUCUCCAGGAGAAGCCCUAUCCCGUUCCCCAUAUGGAGGCGUCCCCGAUGUCUCGCUCGGGAUCCCUCAUCUGAAGGAUCGAGGUCGGGAUCCCCCAUCCCUCAACCGCCGACGGUGAAGCCUCCUUCCCGCGUAAUCCUCCUCUCCUCCAGAGUGUUGUGAUGGAUUCUCAAGAUGAUACAAUGGGUAUGUAUACCAGUUUAUUGAGUGAGCACGUCGUCGUUGAUGAAGUUUGGGAUGACACUCAAAAUUACAGCCAUUUGGAGAGCAACCAAUUCCAAAUGAAAUUGUUACUCCUCCGGUUAACCGCCUCUGCCUCCUCCCGUCUUCCAUCUUUGCGGCGGCGGUGGCCGAAAAUCCUAUGGCCUCGAGAGGCUUCCACGCGGUGGCUAGCUCCGGCUCUGAGGACGAGGAGGAGGAGGCGGGUUUGUCCAGGAGCUAUUUCCUCGCCAAGGAGAAGGAGCCCUCCGGCAAGAAGCGCGCCCGCGCUGCCGCUGGCAAACUCUCCGAUCUCAACAUCGUCGACGAGCAGGUGUUGCGAGCAUCCCUUGCUGAGAUACCCCCGAAGCAUGAGAAGGAGGUCGAUGCCCUCACGAAAAGCUACAAGGACCAAUACCGCAACUGGCUUUUCGAGCUUAGGUGUGGUUUUAGCCUCUUGAUGUAUGGCUUUGGAUCUAAGAAGCUGUUGUUGGAGGAUUUUGCUUCGACGACCUUGACUGAUUUCACGGUCAUGGUGAUCAAUGGCUAUCUUCCGUCCAUCAACUUGAAGCAAGUCAUGGUAACAAUAGCUGAAUUAUUUUGGGAGCAAACAAAGCUUAAUCGGAAACACAAGUCAGGAACAAAGUCCCAACCACAAUCAUUUGCCUCCCAAUCAAUAGAUGACAUUAUCUCAUUUCUAAAUAACCAAGCAUCUGAAGGAGAUGAUCAUGUGUGCCUUCUUAUUCACAAUAUUGAUGGACCCGCUUUGCGUGAUGCUGAAUCACAGCAGUGUCUAGCACAAGUUUCUUGCUGCCCACAAGUCCAUAUUGUUGCAUCAGUAGAUCAUGUCAAUGCACCUUUAUUGUGGGACAAGAAGAUGGUGCAUACACAGUUUAAAUGGAGCUGGUACCAUGUCCCAACAUUUGCGCCUUACAAAGUUGAAGGAGUUUUCUACCCGUUGAUACUUGCUAGUGGUGGUCAUGCACAAACCACAAAAACUGCCCUUGUUGUUCUUCAAAGUCUGACACCAAAUGCACAAAGUGUCUUUAGAGUUCUUGCUGAAUAUCAAUUGGCAAAUGAAAAAGAGGAAGGUAUGCCUGUCAGCAGCUUGUAUACAAAGUGUCGUGAGCGCUUCCUGGUAAGCAGUCAAGUGACAUUGAACUCACACCUGACAGAGUUCAAAGAUCAUGAUCUGGUCAAGAUCAGAAAGCACUCUGAUGGUCAAGAUUGCCUCCACAUUCCCCUUGUUUCUGAUGCACUGGAGAAAUUGCUGCAAGAAUUAGCAUGACCUUCUAGAAUUGGACCUUUCUGAUUGAUUUAGUUGACCGAGGAGGCAAGCGGAGCUCUUUGAAAGGAGAAGUUUUAUACUUCCAUAUUCUACAUGUAGUCACCAUGGAAAGAACUCAGUUGAGUAUUCCAUUCUGUAAUUGUACAUCAAUUUUUCAGCACUUCGGUCUAUCAAAUGGCUAAAUAUUGCAUGAAUUGCUCACGUUGGUGUAUGUCCUUUGGCUCAGCAUUUUUGUUAUAAGACCUAAUUUAGCACUGCACAACUUCAAUAAGGUA
Molecule: messenger RNA, 1786 nt
Organism: Brachypodium distachyon (stiff brome)
Lineage: Eukaryota; Viridiplantae; Streptophyta; Magnoliopsida; Poales; Poaceae
Product: origin of replication complex subunit 2
Exons: 8
Coding region: 387-1511 (374 amino acids)
Biological process (GO): DNA replication
Cellular component (GO): nucleus; nuclear origin of replication recognition complex
Molecular function (GO): DNA replication origin binding
Source: RefSeq, a predicted model, not a curated record